Molecule: messenger RNA, 1628 nt
Organism: Strongylocentrotus purpuratus (purple sea urchin)
Lineage: Eukaryota; Metazoa; Echinodermata; Echinoidea; Camarodonta; Strongylocentrotidae
Product: alpha-N-acetylgalactosamine-specific lectin-like
Exons: 2
Coding region: 253-789 (178 amino acids)
Molecular function (GO): signaling receptor activity
Source: RefSeq, a predicted model, not a curated record
AGCUAUAACAUUGCUAGGUGGAUUUUGGGUUUGGGUCCCUAAUUCCAGACGAGGAGGUGGUACCAACAAAUUUACACCUUUUUUGUAAUUUUGUAUCAAAAUACUUGGAAUAUUAUGAAAGGGCAUACGUACUAUAAGUGCACUAUGGGUACGUCAGAUUGAACUCACAUGAUAAGUAAUUCUUGGUUGUAAAUUAAAGUCGUCAAUUUGGAAUCGUUACUUAUCUUCCUCUUUGACUCUCCAGUAAUCAACAUGAAGCUUCUGCUCGCAUCAAUGGCCGUUCUAGCCGUGGCAGCUUACGGCUUAGAUCUAGAUGCCAAUGCGUGUCAUCCAUGCCCCCAGUUCUGGCUUUUAUUCAACGGGAACUGCUACCGUUACUUCGGGGAGCGGGUCACUUGGGAAGAGGCUCGGAAUCGCUGCAGGGAUCACUAUUCCUUGAAUGGACGGGCCGAUUUAGUAUCCAUUCACUCGGAACAGGAAAACGCCUUCGUAUACGACCUUUUCCGUUCUUCUGCAAGCAUCACACCGGAUCUUAGUGCUCCGCCAACUUAUGGGGUUUGGAUUGGUGCAUACCAGACAACAAUAGGCUCAACCGAACCUUUCAUCUGGUCUGAUGGAUCCGGUCUAAACUUCGAGCAAUGGAUGACGGGUCAGCCGUCCAACUGGAAAGGCAACGAGGACUGCGCUCAUUUGUGGCGUAGGGACGCAGAAGAUGAUAUCCUCCAGUCGUGGAACGACAUGCCCUGUGGAAAUGACCAGCCUUUCAUUUGUAAGGUGGCCCCAAAUUAGAAAUUCGAAUUCGGCUGUCCCUUGAAUUCGAAGCUUCCUUGAUGUAUCUGUGUGGUUAAGACUACAAUUUGAAUUCUUUGACAUUAUUCUGAAAUCCUUGGAAACUAGUAGUGCUAGCAGCAUAGAUUGACUCAAUAGGACUAUCAUAACGUUCCGAGGGUGUGGCAUGGAUGACCAAUUCUAUUUUCCACAGUCCAUUAGUCAGUCUAUCGUGUUUUCGCUUCAUUGCAAGGGACAAAUUGACGGUUUGGGAGAAGUUUACAUUUAGUUUUCUUUCUAGUUCAGUAUACAAAAUCCGUCACAUUGUUAAACGUUUAAGGCUCCGUCAUCCCGCCGUAUUUUAAAUAAACAACCGUUUUUUGUUGGGGGGGGGGGGUGUAUAGGCACUUCAAGCCCUUAAAGAUACAUGUUUAAAGAAAAUUUCCGGAGGAAAUUGGGAAAGGUUAAUUACAAAGUAUUUGUUAAUUGCUGUAUACGCUGAGGUUACAGAAUCAUCAAAAUGAUGGAAUUAGAGAUUCGAUUUUAGUCACGUUCAGUGCUCACAUAAAUGGCGAUAUGGGACACACACAUGUGCUUGAAACUUUGGUUCAAUAUUUCAGCUAUUUCUCGUAAUAUUUCAGAUCUAAAGGCAUUUGCAGAGCGACUCAUAUUAGAUGACAUUUUUGCCAUGAUAUUAUUUAAACAAAAGUAACACAUUAAAAGAAUGAGACAAAUUAAAGAUUCUUAUCCCUGUACCAGAACUCUGUCUUCUUUUCACGAGCGAAUGCAAUGUCAAUUAAAGAUGCUAGAUCCGUAGUGAGUACCUUCAGAUAUAAUUAAGAAGGAUACUUUUAAUUGGU